AUGACAGUUGAAGAGACACAAACACAUCCAUGCAACAAAAGAAAGACACUAAAGAGGAAGAGGAUACAAAAUGAUACACAAAUUUUGACACCUAGUGCAUCGAUUGAUCAAAUAGAAGUUGGCAUUUUAUUCAAAGACAAAGAUACCGUGAAAAAGUGCAUGAAUAACAUUGCAAUUACUCGUCAUCAACAGUACAAGGUAGAAAAGUCAUGCACGCAACGGUAUUACAUCAGAUGUGUUGACCCAACUUGCAUUUGGCGUUUCCACAGUUUAAGGUCCAGAGGAUCAGAACUUUUCAAAGUAGUUAACUUUGAAAAGAGACAUAGUUCAAUAAAUUUCAUCACAUCUGACAUGAGGAAUGCAACUUCAAAAGUCAUAGCGGAAUACAUUACAGACCUAGUACGCCAUACACUACAAGAGAUAACACCUAAAUUUGUCAUUGAAGAAAUGAGAAGCAGAUAUGGCUUGCACAUUAGUUACCACAAAGCGUUUGCUAACAUCAAAUGGACCGCUGACAAUGAGUUUAAGUAUGCUUUUUUCGCUUAUGGAGCAUCAAUUGAGGGUUGGAAACACUGCAAACCAGUAAUGAUAGUGGAUGCAACCUUCUUGAAAUCAAAAUACCGCGACUCUGAGAAUAAUGAAUCCUAUAGGUGGUUCUUCAGACACGUGAAAAAGGUGUUUGGCACGCGCAAAGACCUAUCAAUUCUUUUCGAUCGCCACACAUCAAUUACAACUGCAAUCAAAGAACUGUAUCCAGAUACCCAGCAUGGAAUAUGCAUCUACCACAUGGAGAAGAACUUGCAGAAAUAUUUCCCAUCCGAAGCGAUCCUAUCACUGUUCUACAAUGCAGUAACUACCUAUAAACAGGCAGAGUUUCGUACCUAUAUGUCACAGAUACAACAAAUCGACCCAAAAGCUGCAGAAUACAUAGAAGAAGAACCACCGGAAAUAUGGGCACGUUCAUUCCACACCAACAGGCAUUACAACAUGCUCAUAACAAACAAUGUCGAGACAAUGAAUUCUGUAUUGAGAAAAGCAAGGGAGUUGCCAAUAAUGGUAGAAAACAUAACUCCUAUCAAAUUUGUUGUGAAAGAUAAAGGAUAUCAAUACAAUGUAGACCUGCAGAAUAUGACUUGUGAGUGCUUGGAGUUCCAAACUAACGAGUUACCGUGCACACAUGCCAUGGCAGUUAUAGACAAAAGAAGUUUGCCAAAAUCUAUAUACUGUGCAGACUGGUUCAAGAAACAAGCCUGGCAAGAGACAUACAAAGGUGAAAUACUAUCAGUUGGAAAUCAAGACUCAUGGAUUAUUCCACAAAACAUUAUGGAUAUUAAAAUAACGCCGCCUGAUGUUAAAAUAAGACCUGGAAGAAAACAAACAAAAAGAUAUCGCUCAAGAAGAGAAUCGACAAAGUACACAUACAGAUGUGGUAGAUGCAAAUUCUUUGGACACACUAGGGCAACCUGUAUAACAGUUUUUGCCAAGAAAACAAAUUGGUAUCUCAAAGACUACAUCCUGGUCUUCCGUUUACAAAAUAAAUAA
This is a messenger RNA of Lycium barbarum (goji berry), 1542 nucleotides long. RefSeq lists its product as uncharacterized. Lineage: Eukaryota; Viridiplantae; Streptophyta; Magnoliopsida; Solanales; Solanaceae. The record is from RefSeq and is a predicted model, not a curated record. The transcript has 6 exons. Bases 1 to 1542 code for a protein of 513 amino acids. Gene Ontology annotation, molecular function: zinc ion binding.